Messenger RNA from Cucurbita maxima (winter squash), 1449 nucleotides. RefSeq lists its product as uncharacterized. The record is from RefSeq and is a predicted model, not a curated record. The transcript has 3 exons. Lineage: Eukaryota; Viridiplantae; Streptophyta; Magnoliopsida; Cucurbitales; Cucurbitaceae. The coding region runs from base 165 to 1124 and encodes 319 amino acids.
GGUAAUAUAAUAAUGGUUUGGUUUUCACAUGCUAUGCUCUGCACCGCAGUCUUACCACCACCGACGCAACCUAACAACAGUAAACCCAAUUUCAUAAAACUCAGCUCUUCUUCUACAAACAAAAUAUACCAAAAUCCUUCCACCGGAAAGCGAAAACAUCCACAAUGCACGCUAAAACCGACUCCGAAGUCACCAGUAACGCCACUUCUUCUCCCACCAGAUCUCCCCGCCGCCCCGCCUACUACGUUCAGAGCCCUUCCAGAGACUCUCACGAUGGGGACAAGACUGCCACCUCCUUUCACUCCACUCCUGUGCUCACUAGCCCCAUGGAUUCUCCACCCCAUUCUCGCUCCUCCCUCGGCCGCCACUCCAGAGAAUCUUCCUCCACCAGAUUUUCCGGAUCCCUCAAACCUGGAUCUAGGAAGAUCUCUCCCAACGAUGUCUCUCGCGCCCCCCAUCGCAAGGGACAGAAGCCGUGGAACGACUGCGAUGCCAUCCAAGAGGAAGGUCUUCUCGAAGAUGAAGAUCAGGGAAAAUCUCUUCCUCGUCGCUGCUAUCUUCUCGCUUUCAUUUUGGGAUUUCUUCUUCUCUUCUCUUUCUUCGCUUUGGUUCUCUGGGGUGCUAGCAGGCCAAUGAAGCCUAAGAUCACUAUGAAGAGCAUUACAUUCGAGCAAUUCAGAAUCCAAGCCGGUUCCGAUUUCACAGGCGUCGCCACUGACAUGGCCUCUGUAAAUUCCACUGUGAAACUCAUAUUUCGGAACACCGGAUCAUUCUUCGGCAUCCAUGUCUCUUCAUCUCCCGUCGAUUUAACAUAUUCCGAAAUCUCAGUCGCAUCAGGAACCGUUAAAAAGUUCUAUCAGUCGCGGAAGAGUCAGAGAUCUCUCACCAUCCAUGUGAUCGGCACCAGAGUCCCACUGUACGGAAGCGGAGCAAGUCUGAGCAGCUCCACCGGAACUUCGGCGACCCCAGUGCCAUUGAAACUGAGUUUCGUGAUCAGAUCCAGAGCCUAUGUGUUGGGCCAAUUAGUGAAGCCUAAAUUCUACAGACACAUCGAUUGCCCCAUAAUUUUCGAUCCUAAGAAACUCAAUGUCCCCAUGUCGCUCAAGAAUUGCACAGUCAGUUGAAAACGAAUCGAAAUCCACAAAAUAUGUUCAGCGUUUAUUAAAAUCAGUACUUGCCAUUUUUUUGUUAGUUCUUGAGGGUGUCUAGGAGUAGCGGACUGCGAGCGCUCGAAAGAGGAAAAAGGGACGGAAACGGGGCUUCAGCUGGCUGCCCGUUUGCCCGAGUAGUGCAGUACAGGUUGGUUUCCGGGCAGCGACACGUGAAUAGACUUGGGCUUCACUAUUUAUUUAUUACCAUUUUUUGUGGCUUCAAAUGAUCUCAUUCUUUUAAUUACGGUGUGAGUGUCCGAUAAUGAUAAUAUAAGAUGUAAAAAUAAUUUCCAAUUUA